AUUGCGGGCAUGAAGAUAACCCAGCUCUACAUCUACCCCAUAAAAUCCCUCCGUCCCACCGCCCUCUCCCAGUGUCGCAUCACCCGCCAUGGCCUCGCCUACGACCGCCAUUUCAUGCUGCUCAAAGUCCAGCCCGACAGAAGCCUGAAAAACAUGCAGGUCUGCCACAUCCAGCAAAUGGCCCUGUUCACCACAGACGUCAUAUUCCCCGGGAGCAAGUCUGCUGAAGGCGUCGUCGCAGAGGAAGGCAAGGUCCUGGUUAGAUAUCAGGCACCGAUCGGACAUCCGGAUCGGGAUGUUGUUAGGGAACUGGAAAUCCCGCUUGAGCCGACGGACCUUGUGGGCCUGAGGUUUCUGGAGGUCGAUAUGUAUAACAGUAAGACUCGGGCGUACGACAUGGGCCGGGAAUAUUCAGACUGGUUCUCUGAGUGUUUUGGGUUCGAGGUUGUAUUGGCUUAUCUGGGCGGGAACCGGAGGCCGGUGCUGGGCGAUAUCCCGCCCAACGCUGCAGCGAAGAAGGUGAAGGAGAAGAGGGCAGCAGCCGAAUCCCAAUCUGCAUCCAGCAAUCGGGGCUCCGGUGGCUGGUUAACAGGAAUCACCCAGUCUCUGCCGAAUUUCGGAAAUGACACUGGCACUGGCACUCCCUCCUCAGCAAAGGAAAAUAAUGACGAUGCCGGCGACGACGAAUGGAUCACCUUCGCAGACAUGGCGGCGUACCUGGUGGUCUCCGAGACCUCAUUCGGGGAUGUAUCCAGCCGGCUCCCCGAGGGCGAGACGAUGGACGUGACUAAAUUCCGCCCAAACAUAGUCCUCUCCGGCGCCCCGGAGGCGUACGAGGAGGACUUUUGGGGGGAGGUCAUGGUCAAGGACGAUAUCAGGUUCAUCCUCACGGCGAACUGUGCGCGGUGCGUAAGUAUUAAUGUCGACUAUGACACGGGUGCGCCGGGCAGCGGCGAAUCGGGGACCAUGCUUAAGAAAUUGAUGAGGGAUCGCAGGGUUGAUCAGGGGAAUAAAUAUAGUCCUAUCUUUGGGCGGUAUGGGUUUAUUGAUAAGGGUUCUGAUGGGUUGUACAUUGGCGUUGGGGAUGAAGUGGUUGUCUCGAAGAGGAAUGAGGAGCGGACUACGUUUUUCUGGCCAAGGUGAAGAAGGACGUCAUUAUUUUAUUUGGAACGGAAGCCAGACCCUUUGCAAGUGACAUAUGGUGUAGCCUCUAUAAUUUCAACCAGAUAUCAGGAAGCGUUGUGCUACUACAACUGCUGGUAGGCUUAACCCCCUUACAUGCUCUUUUCAACAUUACACAUUCCAUCCAACAUCGGAUACUCCGUCAACGGAUGGUUUAUUUUAUAUUGCUCGGAAGAAUCGGAGUUUAUUUGGAAGCGGAGUUUGGC
Blastomyces dermatitidis ER-3 is the source of this 1388-nucleotide messenger RNA. RefSeq names its product MOSC domain-containing protein. NCBI's taxonomy places the organism in Eukaryota, Fungi, Ascomycota, Eurotiomycetes, Onygenales, Ajellomycetaceae. The coding region runs from base 10 to 1143 and encodes 377 amino acids. The transcript has 3 exons. Gene Ontology annotation, molecular function: molybdenum ion binding; catalytic activity; pyridoxal phosphate binding. The record is from RefSeq and is a predicted model, not a curated record.